AUGAGGACUGCCCUGGUCUUCGCCUGUCUGGUGGGGAUGGCGUGUGCCUUCUCGGUCAAGAGCUGGCUGCGGCGAGCCAAGUCAGAUGACUUGGAAGAAAAUGGGGUGUUCAAGAACAGGCACCGGUAUUACCUGUACAGAUACGCCUACGUGCAUCCCCCGCAGCGACAGUACCAGGGCAGUGACUCAUCGGAGGAAGAGGGGGACGGCUCGGAGGAGGAAGGGGGGGAGCCAUCCCAUGCUGGCACUGAGGCAGCUGGCCACCCCGCUGGAGCAGCCCCUGGGGACAGCCAGGACGGGCUGGAAGGAGACGUCGCAUCCCCCCAGCAGGGCAAGGGCUGCCAAGGGCCCCUGAAGGGGGGCAGGAACAGCGCUGCCGGCAAGGGGGGUGACUCUGAAAAUGAAGACAGCGAUGAGAAUGAGGAGGAGGAGGAGGAGGAGGAGGAGGAGGAGGAGGAGGAGGAGGAGGAGGAAGAAGAGGAGGAGGAAGAAGAGGAAGAGGAAGAGGAGGAGGAAACUGAAGCCACCAAAGCCACCACCAUCACCAGCACCACCGGUGAAGAGGGGCUGUCCCAGGCAACCACCACGGGAGAUGGGGGACCCACAGACGCCACCACAGCUGGGGAGCAGUGGGAGUAUGAGGUGACGGCCAGGGGACGCAGCCGGGGGGACGAGGGCACCACCGAAGGCAGCUAUGGGGAGCAGGAUGAGUACGCCCGUGGGGACAGCUACCAGGCCUAUGAGGAUGAGUACGGCUACUACAAGGGGCACGGCUACGACGUAUAUGGCCAGGAUUACUACUACAGCCAGUGA
This is a messenger RNA of Pygoscelis adeliae (Adelie penguin), 813 nucleotides long. It is a transcript of the gene IBSP, whose product is annotated as integrin-binding sialoprotein. The transcript is spliced from 7 exons. NCBI's taxonomy places the organism in Eukaryota, Metazoa, Chordata, Aves, Sphenisciformes, Spheniscidae. Gene Ontology annotation, cellular component: extracellular region. The record is from RefSeq and is a predicted model, not a curated record. Bases 1 to 813 code for a protein of 270 amino acids. Gene Ontology annotation, biological process: cell adhesion; extracellular matrix organization; bone mineralization.